Siniperca chuatsi (mandarin fish) is the source of this 4158-nucleotide messenger RNA. It is a transcript of the gene omgb, whose product is annotated as oligodendrocyte myelin glycoprotein b. Gene Ontology annotation, molecular function: protein binding. NCBI's taxonomy places the organism in Eukaryota, Metazoa, Chordata, Actinopteri, Centrarchiformes, Sinipercidae. The transcript has 3 exons. Gene Ontology annotation, biological process: neuron projection regeneration. The coding region runs from base 641 to 1846 and encodes 401 amino acids. The record is from RefSeq and is a predicted model, not a curated record.
GGGGGAAAUCACUAUUUCACACAGGGCCAUGUAGGUUUGGAUUUUGUUUUCCCUUAAUAAUAACAACCUUCAUUUAAAAACUGCAUUUUGUGUUUACUUAUGUUAUUUUUGGUUAGUAUUUAAAUUGCAAACAUGCAAAAUAAGAAAUCAGGAAGGGGGCAAACACUUUUUCACACCACUGUAUAUGAGAGAGAGAGAGAGAGAGAGAGAGAGAGAGAGAGAGAAAGCGAGAGAAAGCGAGCUGCUGUUGUGAAGCAUGCUGUUGUCAGUGCGCGCACACACACACACACACACACACACACACACACACUCCAACGCUUGCUUGCCUCAUCAGCAGCAGAGUGGGCCGGCUUGCUGCUGCAAUUCUCUCCGUCUCUCUCUUUCCCUCCCCUCUACGCAUCUCUCCUUCUCCUAACCGAGACCUCCAGCUGCAUCAGGAGCCUGCAGAGCAGUGAGCAGGAUGGGGGCCGGUGCUAGCAGGCAGCAUGUUUAGUGCCACGCCACAACAGCCAGAAAAAAGAGCUUGAGACCACUACCUUCCAACAGCAGAGAACCAAUAAAGCACAAAGGGAAAAAAAACAGCUGGAGGAGGAGACGACGACAAGAGAAAGGGAGAGAUGACAGACCAACAUUAGAAAGGAUGAGAGCCCUGACCAUGCCUUCCUGCUCUGCCUCUCUGCUCUGUCUGCUCCUCCUACUGCUGUGUGGGCUGCUGGGAGGUUGGGUGCUAUCCAUCUGCCCCUCCGUGUGCUCCUGCAGCCGGGGACACCGCGUGGUGGACUGCUCCUCACGAGGCCUAACCAAGCUACCACCUGGCCUGCAGCACAACAUUCGCUUUCUCAACCUUUCUUUUAAUAGCUUGCAGGGUCUGGACAGCCAGCUCAGCCACUAUGCCCACCUGCGAACCCUGGACCUGUCCUACAACCGCCUGGAGAGCCUGCCCCCCGCCUUGCCGCGAUCUCUGUGGGACAUCCGAGCAGCAGGGAACCAUCUACGCUCGCUAGACAAAAACGACACGGCUUACCACUGGAACCUGAAAGUACUUGACCUGUCGGACAAUGAGCUGGAGAGAGUGGUCUUCAUCAACAACACACUGCCGAGUCUCCAAGCUCUCAACCUCAGUCACAACAGGUUUUGGACGGUGCCCACAAAUAUGCCGCACAACUUGGAGAGUAUUGAUUUGUCACAUAACUAUCUGGCGCAGAUCCUGCCUGGAUCGUUGGAUCGGCUGCCAAGGCUGGCUCAGUUCUAUUUGCAUGCUAAUCGCUUCUCCUGGUUGUCUGAAGGGAUCUUUGAUAAGCUGACAGGGCUGGAGGUGAUGACUCUUGAGGAUAACCCCUGGGCUUGUGAAGAAGAAGAAAACAUAACAAGGCUCCUGAGAUGGGCUGAGCAGACCCGUGCAACUGUCUUAGGCUGCCCCUGUUAUACGAGACCCAUCUGUGGGCAGACCCAUCUGGCAACACCAGGCAGGGAGUGGCACUCUGCGCUGUUCACAGAGCCACCACUCUGGGUUAAAAGCAGAGGUGAAGGGCAUGAUGGUCAAUCACCUGCAAGGACUGCAGACGUCACGUCUAGUUACCAAGUGAAAUCUGCACUUUUCGAGACAGGAAUAUAUCAGGAAAAAAGAGGAGCGAAUGAAUCUGGGGACCAUAUGGUGUUUGUCUGGACGUCUUCCACAAGUUUUGACAGUUUCUCCACACACACAAGCACAGCAAGCCCACGGUCUUCAACGCAGAAGCCCAAAGUAGCUAACUCACGGAAUAAAUGUCACGGACUCCUUGUCGAGACCCAACAAACUUUCACGCUGACUAUUUUAGUCAUGACGACAGCAUUCAACACCUUCUGAACCACCUUGACUGGAUACAGAAUACACUAUUUAUCGGAUUAUUUUGGACAGUGAAUGUACGACCAAGUAACUCCACUUAUCACCUCCAUUUUCAUUUCCCUUGUAAAACUGUUGUGACUGUUACUGCCUCCUGUCACUAUCAUCAUGUUCACUAGCUCAAAAUGUACAACAUGACAAUGUCUCUCAAAAUCCUGUACACAAAAGAUGAACUGUAUAAACCUACAAAACUACUCAAAAUAUCUGAAUAUGUGGUUCAACAGGAGUGCUAAUGUUAAUGCUCAACUCUCAGUAUAAUGCUUGCACGCUGACAGAGUGCUAUGCUCUAUGCUUUCUUCAUAAUAGUGAUGCUUGUGCUACAUUUGGUCCUGGUGAACAUUCCAUAGCUGCUAUUUGCACACCUGGCUCACUCUGUCAUUGAGUAGUGAGGAGCCCAAUUAGAAAAAAUUAAGGGCUAAUUAAAUGAAAAAAUUAAAAAAGGAAAAACAGAGGAAUUCAUAUGGUAGUUACAGGCGUUCCUGUCGGCAGUGGAAAUGUAAUUAAAAAAAAAACUAAUUCCAUGAAUUACAACAGUACAAUGCAGUGAAUCCAUUAUGAUGUAAUACAAUAUGCAACAAAAUAAACUCCAAGAAGAAAAAACCAAAGCACAAGAAACAAAUACUCAUGUUGAAAAGACAGCCCAUCAAAAUUUCAGCAAAGUCAAGAACUGUUUUGCAUUCCUGUCAAAGAUACUCCAGAAAAAGUUUGAGAUCAAAUUAUUUUUGUCAUAUUUAGUAAGUUGUGACUGUGUUUCGUAAUCAGAAUGUUGGUGCAGCUUUUUUUUUUUUACUCUAAGGCAUUUUAUUCAGUGUAUUCAAAAGGGGGCAGACAAUAUAUUUAGCAUUCCGUUACCCUACCUGAAAAAAAAAAUAAAAAAUCGCCCCUCCUGCAUGGCUCCUGGCAGCGCUGUCAGCUGCAGUGGCAACUUUGCAACUGUUGCAUUACUAAAAUUGUGUUUCAAAUCAUCCCGUAGAUUUCCAGAUGGACUGUUGCCUUUUCCAAGAUUCAGUUAAACUUCACUGCAAAUAAAAAACAUCUGAAUAAAAACAGGUUGACACUAGGUCAUUUAUGGACCGACUGAUUAGCCUUUUACAAAACUAAAUAAAGACGAACCUAAUGCUAAUGAAAAAUGAUGUAUUUUUCUAACCUACACUUUAUGGAAAGAUUUUUCAAAGGCUUUUCAAGAUCCAAAAAGGUAGUAUAAAAUAUAGGAUCCGAACUCAUGGUACAGGUGUUCACUACUGCAAAUGCAUUAUAUGUAGUACUAAGUACCAUGUUGAUCAGCCAAACCGAGCCAAGCCUAACCCUUUAUAAAGGUUCUUUCUCUGAGGCCCUAUCAUAGCCCUCCUGGGCACACUUGUCUGCAUCUUUGUUGAGUACAGAUGGACCAAAAUUUCAAGUCAAUUUUAUUUAUAUAGCCCAAUAUCACAAAUGACAAUUUGCCUCAAGGGGAUUUGAAUGUCUAGUGUGUACCCAAACAGAAAACAUAAUACAAAAAAUUAUAUUAGUGGUAAUUAACAGAUGAAUACAUUUCCCUGCUUUGUACUGAAAGCUUAAUGUCAAUUGUGAUUUCCAGCCAUUACAGUGGAGUUUCACUGCUUCUGCUUUGCUAGAGGUAAAUUUAAUAAGAAUUAAUUUAAGAAUUCACACAACAUCAGACUGAAAGUUGUAUUUGUUUGAAACAGAAACUGUUGGGUGGUUAGUGCAACCACUGUUGAUAGGUGUGUCAACAUCCCUGAAAUUUCAAAUAUUGCACCACGGGUAUAGUUCAUCAAACUGGUACGGCUAGUAAAAGUCCUUCGAAUAGACACAUAGUCGCUCUCUUUCUUGAAUGAUCAAAAAGCACAACCACAUUAACAAACUGUCAGCUUAGACAAAACAAAGUUGGCCAUAUGUGCUGAAGACUAUUUUAAGACAACCCUACUACGUGACAUAAAAAACAGACAUGUCAUGCAAUGUGAUUUUUGAUGAAACUACAAAUUUACUUUGUCAAUAAAAAUCCCAACUCAAGGUAUUUUGGUUUGGUUUUCAAUUCAAUUCAAUAUUCUUUAUUGGCAUGAGUGUAUUAAAGACAAUAUUGCCAAAGUGUCAAGUAAUAAUGAGAUUAAAAGAAAAACAAAAAAGUACAACGAAUAAAAUCAGGAAAAUAGCCGAAAAAAGAAAAGGAAAAAAAAGAAAGAAAAAAAGCUCUCCUUUCUCUCUCCUGUGCGACAAACUACAGUGCAAACAUUUGGCUGCAUAUGCCAGUAAAAAUUAGAGUGUGAGAAUACGAAAAA